UUCGGAGCCGCGUGGCGCUGCGAGAGGCUGCACUCAGACUGAUGCUGAGCGGCUGGUGCGAGCCUCGCCUCUCUUUCUGCGCUGCUGCUGCCUCGGCUGCCAGAGCCGAUCACGCCCCGAGCAUCUGGAGCCGCCGCGCGGGUGGGACGUCCGGCGGCACCCCAGCGCCUGGUGCAACUCCGCGGAAGCGCGCUGCUCCGCGCCGUGCCGCCUCCGCCGCCGCUCGCUCGCUUGCUCCGCGCUUGCCUUCGCUCCCGUUCGGCAGCCGCCCGUCGACCUCAUAAGGGCCGCCUCGCAGCACGGCUACCCCGCAUCCGCCCACCACCAUCUCCAGUGCUCAGCAGCGUCGAGCGACCUCUCCACCAGCGACACACCCGACCUCACAGCGCCACCUCGCCCUGCUCCUCCACCUUCGCUGCCGAGCAUGCCGACUGCCACCACCGAGCAGCACGAUGUGCUCAUCAUCGGCGCUGGCCUCAGCGGCAUCAAUGCCGCAUACCGCGUGCAGACCGAGACGAAGCGCGACUACACGAUCCUCGAGGGCCGCGCGAGCAUGGGCGGCACCUGGGACCUCUUCCGCUACCCGGGCAUCCGCUCGGACAGCGACAUGAACACCUUCUCGCUGCCGUUCCGCGUCUGGCGCGACGCAAAGUCGCUCGCCGACGGGCCCGCGAUCCUCGACUACAUCAAGACGACGGCUGCCGAGUUUGGCAUCGACCGGCACAUCAGAUACAACACAAAGGUGAAGGCGCUCAGCUGGGAUUCGAGCACCAGCCGCUGGACCGUCACCGUCGAGACGAACGGGCAGACGCAGCAGCUCGUCGCGCGCUGGGUGCUCAGUGCCAGCGGCUACUACCGCUACGACGCAGGCUACCUGCCCGAGUUCCCCGGCCGCGCGAGCUUCAAGGGGCCCGUCGUGCACCCGCAGGCAUGGCCCGAGGAUCUUGACUACAAGGACAAGCGCGUCGCCGUCAUUGGCAGCGGCGCCACCGCCAUCACGCUCGUGCCCGCUAUGCUCGAGCGCGGCGCUGCGCACAUGACUAUGAUCCAGCGCAGCCCGAGCUACUACAUGAUGCUCAACAGAGAGGACACGUUCUCGCGCGUCGUGCGCAACACGCUGCCUGAGGGCUUCGCGCACACGCUGCUGCGCUUCCUCUACGCGGCACGCACGCUGCUCUUCUUCUUUGCCUGCCAGGCGUUCCCCAAGUUCUUCCGCGGCGUGCUGCAGGGCAUGGCCGCCAAGCAGCUGCCCAAGAGCAUUCCUGUGGACCCUCACUUUACGCCAAGCUACAACCCAUGGGACCAGCGGCUGUGCGUGGCGCCGGGCGGCGACCUGUUCGAGUGCCUGCGCUCGGGCAAGGCGGACAUGGUCACGGGCCACAUCGAGCACUUCACCGACAAGGGCAUCCUCAUGAAGGACGGGCAGCACGUCAACGCCGACAUCAUCGUGACCGCCACCGGGCUGCAGAUGGAGCUGCUCAGCGACAUUACGAUCACCGUCGACGGCGAGCUCGUCAAGCUCGGCGAGCGCUACGCGUGGCAGGGCCAGCUCCUCGAGGGCGUGCCGAACCUCUCGAUCAUCAUCGGCUACAGCAACCUGUCCUGGACCUGCGGCUCCGAUGUGUGCGCGCGCAUGGUCUGCAAGCUCAUCAACGAGCAGGACAAGACGGGCAAGGACGUGACUGUGCCCGAGGCGGACAGGACCCAGCUGCAGCCCAAGCAAAUCAUGAGCCUGAGCUCGGGCUACUUCCAGCGCGCCAAGGGCCGCAUCCCGAUGGCAGGCAACAAGGCGCCGUGGGCGCCGCGCGAGAACUACUUCCGCGACCUCUUCGCCCUGUACUUUGGAAGCACCCGCGACUCGCUGCGCUCGUAUGCCUCGGGCACCGCGCGUCCCGUCAGUGCGGCCGCCAAGAAGACACAGUAG
Tilletiopsis washingtonensis is the source of this 1924-nucleotide messenger RNA. Its product is annotated as FAD dependent oxidoreductase. Gene Ontology annotation, molecular function: flavin adenine dinucleotide binding; NADP binding; N,N-dimethylaniline monooxygenase activity. Lineage: Eukaryota; Fungi; Basidiomycota; Exobasidiomycetes; Entylomatales. The record is from RefSeq and is a predicted model, not a curated record. The transcript is spliced from 6 exons. Bases 425 to 1924 code for a protein of 499 amino acids.